Entrophospora candida is the source of this 189-nucleotide messenger RNA. The record is from the annotation of a GenBank genome assembly. NCBI's taxonomy places the organism in Eukaryota, Fungi, Glomeromycota, Glomeromycetes, Entrophosporales, Entrophosporaceae.
UCUCCUGUUGAGAAAUCAGUUAGGUCAAGAAUGAAUAUACCAUUUCAUAUUGAUCCACCUGAAUUGGAAAAAAAAUUUCUGGAUGGUGCGGUUCAAUUGGGAAUGGUUCAAUUGAAAGGUCAUCAUAGUGUAGGUGGUAUUAGAACAAGUAUUUACAAUGCAAUGCCUUUACAAGCUCACAACUUUUAA